Spea bombifrons (plains spadefoot toad) is the source of this 1292-nucleotide messenger RNA. RefSeq lists its product as uncharacterized. The transcript is spliced from 13 exons. NCBI's taxonomy places the organism in Eukaryota, Metazoa, Chordata, Amphibia, Anura, Pelobatidae. The coding region runs from base 204 to 1292 and encodes 362 amino acids. The record is from RefSeq and is a predicted model, not a curated record. Gene Ontology annotation, molecular function: nucleic acid binding; zinc ion binding.
AUCUCGCUACACAGGCCAAAGGCUUCUUUUAUCUCUUCACUGCUUGUUUACCUCAGUCGUCUAGUUUGGUGCAUACUCUCGAAGCCAAUGCUAUAGCUAUCUAUACAGGCAAAUGUCUUGUGAAGUGCUUUAAAGUGGUGUUCAGAGGAAAAUACUUUGAGGGGCGUAAUAUCCGCACAGCCUCCUUCCCGGGAUACACAACAAUGCACCCUGUACAGAAGAGCAUGGAUCUGAACAUGGCAUGUAACAGAACUAAAGGCAUUUACACGUGUGAACUCUGUAAUGUCACAUGUACUUCUGCUUCAAGCCUGAAUGAGCAUUUCAAAGGAAAAAAACACAAGGCAAAGGAAUCUGUUAGGCUGAACAAUCUGGGAAUUGAAUAUGUACGUAAAAAGAGCAACGUCUUUAGUAAAUGUGAAUUAUGUGAUGCACAGUUUGUUGAUGUGAUGGGGCAUGUUAACUCAUCCAUGCACAUCUUGAAGUAUAUGGAGACUCGUUAUCCAGAGACUUUUAAAAAUAUAAAAUGCCAAGGAUUAAAAUCCUUCAGUCCUGAACAACUGAAGAGAAUUAUGCUGGAAAUUGGAAGACAAUCUGGAAAUUGGAAUUUAAAUAUUUAUGCAGAGGAUGCUUUGUGGAUGGGAGAAAUGUUUGGCAGUAAUGAGAUCGGACCAAAGAAAAAGUUAGAAAAUGCAAAUUGUUUAAAAAGUUAUAAAGCAGGCAAGAAACCACCAAUGGCUAAUACUACAUGCCAAAAAUCAAUGGCUACUUCAACUAAACCUACAAAAGGAAAUGUAACUGGCAAAGAAGAUGAGCCACCAAAAAAGAAACAAAGGACAGAUCUGAACAGUGAUACAGUUGGAAAAUGUGAUUUAGAGAAAGAUGUAUUCACAACGACUUCUAUAUGUGAUGCAAUUAUAUCCACUUCUGGUAAACUUACUAAAAAGACAAGAAAUACUAAAGAAAAAUGUUACCAGAAAGAAAGCGACCGGGGGAAAGCAACUAAUUGUGAAUCUGAACAAAGAAAUCAUGGGCUCUGUUCAAAUGAAGGUAGAAGCAAUUUGAAAGAACCCAUGCUAACUGAGCCUCAGCAAGCAGAUCCAAGAAUAAGAUGUGGCUCUGGACAACAGUGUUCUAUCACCCAGCCUUCAGCUUACCUUUCUGCAAUGAACCAAAACUUGGACCAUCUAUUAGACCGAGUCAAGAGAGACCCUGAUACUGUUUCAUCAAGUAGACUGCAGACUUCCCCUACAGGAUGUGCCACGUGCCCAACAGGUAUUCAAAUGAUCAUCUGA